Molecule: messenger RNA, 2109 nt
Organism: Aspergillus wentii DTO 134E9
Lineage: Eukaryota; Fungi; Ascomycota; Eurotiomycetes; Eurotiales; Aspergillaceae
Product: guanine nucleotide exchange factor SEC2
Exons: 3
Coding region: 1-2109 (702 amino acids)
Biological process (GO): exocytosis
Cellular component (GO): Golgi to plasma membrane transport vesicle; cell tip
Molecular function (GO): guanyl-nucleotide exchange factor activity
Source: RefSeq, a predicted model, not a curated record
AUGGCCGAUCUAAUCGCUUUUCACACCUAUUAUUCACAUCAUAAUUUCCUUUCACCGUCCACAAUGAUCCCUCGUCCCAGCAGUCACAGGCGAUCUCUCUCUUCCGGCCAUAGAUCCCUCUCUCCCGAUAGAACCGUCACAAAAGCCAAAUCCACCAAUGACCUUGCCGGAGGCGCGACCGAUAAGUCCGCAAAUGUGCUAUCUUCGAGCGUGGGUAGCUUUCCCGAGAGUGGUUUCAGCACUUUGAAAGACCCGCGGCUCGCGAACGACUCGGAAGUCUCCGAAUCCUCCUCACCCCCGUCUCAUCACCCAGAUCUCAACGAUGAAGUUGCUGCGCUGAGUUUAAAACUCGUUCAGGCCAUAAAUAACCAAACCAACCUCGACGAUACAUUGGUUGCCACUCGCCAGGAGCUGGAACACGCCCAGUCUAAUAUUCAGACACUCGAGUUGGAAAAUGAAAAGUAUCGGCGAGAUAUAGACCAAGAGGUAGUGGUAAGGAAGGCUGAUGUAGAUCGCGAGAUUCAGCGUUUAAACGCCGCUUUGGCGGAAGAGAAGGCGCAGCGUGCUCUCGUCGAGAAAGGAAAGAAAACCAUUGAACAGGAACUUGAGACCCUUACUGCAGCCCUCUUCGAGGAAGCCAACAAGAUGGUUGCUGCCGCGAAGCUCGAACGAGAAGCGGUUGAAAAGAAGAACGAGCAACUACGCUCCCAAGUCAAAGACACCGAGCUGCUCCUGGCAUCUCAUCAGGAUCAACUGGCGGAACUCAAGGCUGUCAUGCAGGGAAUGAAUCUAGCCAAGGAUGACGCCGAGGCGCGGACAACCAGCUCAACCGCGCCAUCCUCUCCAGCUGGGCCACAGCAGUUGCCUGGAAUUACCAAGACAAUCGAAACCCCGGGUGUCUCGGAAGUGACACCCUCAUUCCCUGAGGAUCUUGUACCGGGUCCCUCCACCAGCUUCCCACAUUUGAUCAAAUCUGUGUGUCGGACGGACCUACAAGCGUAUGACGAUUUUCGCGACUUGUUCAAUCUAACAAGCUGUUCAAAGCCUCCUAGCCGAGCCGCUAGCGGCUCAUACGCUGGACUGAACGUCAUGAGCCUUGCUAGCUUGGGAGGUGGUGGAUUUGGGUCGAGUUUCGGUUCAACGUCUUCGUCGCCUGCCAAGUCCCAGACUCAUUCCCCCAAUGGCAGCAUGUCUUCUCCACAACCCUCCGGCCCGCACAUCCCAUUGAAAGAAACGCGUUUCUACAAGCGGGCAGUUGUGGAGGAUAUCGAGCCCACGCUCAGACUUGAUGCGGCUCCCGGUAUCUCAUGGCUUACUCGGCGUACAGUUAUGAGUGGCAUUUGCGAUGGUAGUCUAUUGGUUGAGCCAAUGCCACCCUCCUUAAAAAAGUACGAAUUUCCGUGCUCUCUUUGUGGUGAGCGCAGAAACAGUCCCGAGAGCGAGAGAACCCACCGUUUCCGGACCUCAGACAGCGAGACAGCUCAACGAUACCCUCUGUGUAUUCUCUGUCUGGAGAAGGUACGAUCGUGCUGUGAAUUUACUGGCUACCUACGUCUCAUCCUCGAUGGUCACCUUCGUGUCGGUGAUACAGAAGAAGAGAAGGAUGCUUGGGAAGAAACAGUUCGCCUGAGAGAGAGAAUGUUCUGGUCUCGAAUUGGCGCCGGUGUUUUACCCAUAUUUACCCAGGUCAAUAGUCCUGGGGGAGAGCAGCCAAACACAACAGCAGAGCGAGACGAUGGCCAUGCGCAACACCAAGUUCAGCACGAUAGCAUUGAAGCGCACGUCGAACAGGACGAUGACGACGAUGAUGUUUCCGUAUAUGAGGAUCCAUUUGUGUCUGCUGGCUCUGAAUCUCCGGCCAGCAGUGCAGCGGAAUCAACACCCCUUGAUGAAAUCGAACCCCAAAAUCUCGAUUCUGCAAAAGACGAAGUUUCUGAACACACCAUUUUUGUGACGGACACAGUUACCACCACUCCUGUUGACGAUAAUGCAGAGCCAAAAGCUGCACCAAAUGCCGAGGAAUCCCAAGUGGGCCAAACUGCAAUGCAAAGCACCGAUGUCAACCAUACGGUUGAAGAUGACAACAAACCGCUCCAUACGCAACCAUGA